AUGCACCUUGCCGAGUAUCUUUUCCGCCGUAUAUACGAGCUUAACAUUAGGGCCGUAUUUGGUGUACCGGGGGACUUCAACCUGGUUGCUCUAGAUCUUAUCAAAAAAUGCGGUCUCAGCUGGGUUGGAAAUGCCAAUGAGUUAAAUGCUGGUUAUGCCGCUGAUGGGUAUGCCCGAGUCAAGGGUAUAUCUGCUAUUGUCACCACGUUCGGGGUUGGCGAGUUGUCGGCUUUGAAUGCUCUUGCAGGCGCCAGUGCUGAGCUUGUUCCUGUUAUACAUAUUGUCGGAUUUCCAUCAACCGCUGUGAAAGAUAAGCGAUUGCCUAUGCACCAUACACUGGGAGAUGGAGACCAUGACCUGUUCAUGGAAAUGAGUGCUCGCCUCUCUGGCGCUGUUGCCGUGCUAGAUUCUGCAAAAGAUGCGCCGAAGAUGAUCGACGACACCAUCAUAGCUUGUGUUCGCUCCAGCAAGCCCGUUUACAUUGGGCUUCCGAUGGAUUUUGUCAUGGUUGAUGUUGACGCGUCUUCUCUCGCAACGCCCCUUCCCCUCGAAGACCCCCAGGCGAAUCCUAUUGCUGAAGAAGAUGAUGCUGUCACUGCUGUCAUGGAGCGCAUUGCGAUGGCCCGGAAUCCCGCUAUUUUGGUUGACAGCCUGGCUGGGCGGUGGCACGGCUUGCAACCAACCAGAGCAUUUGUGGAGAAGUCCAACAUCCCAUGCUAUUCAUUUCCGAUGGCCAAAGGGAUCAUUGAUGAGAGCCUUCCAAACUUUCGUGGAAUCUACUCUGGAAGUGUUUCUGAGGAUGGGGUUCAGGAGCAAGUUCAGGAGAGUGACCUUAUUAUCCACAUUGGACCUCGACCUACAGAUCUCAACACGGCUGGAUUCAAAAGUGACUUGCCGCAUAUUGAGACCAUCAGUUUUCAUCGAGAUUCAAUUCAUCUGAGAAAAGCUGAUUUCUCAGGCCUUCAUAUGAAUGGAGUUCUGAGGAGGCUUUCCGAAUCAUUCUGCCCUACUAGAUCCAAUUCUACGUCAUCAACAUCUGGUUCUUCAUCUCAAAAGAGUGAAGAAAGUGCAGAAACAGAACCAGGAAUUGAUAUUGGAGAUUCAAUGGAUGCAAUCCUUGGGCGAAAGGUCAAAUCUAGUCCAGUGGUGACCCAAAAUCGAAUGUGGAAGCGAGUCAGUUCUUGGCUGGAAGAAGACGAUAUCAUUUCAUUGGACAUCGGAACUUCGGCGUUCGGUUCAUUGUGGACAAGACAUCCUCGUGGAACAGAAUCGUUAUUCCAACUCCUAUGGUCAUCCAUCGGGUUUGCUUUAGGGGCAGCUGUAGGUGCAGCUUUCGCUGCAAGAGAACAAGAGGCCGAAAGCACUCCUUCCCGAAAGCGACGCACGAUCCUUUUUACUGGCGAUGGAAGCUUCCAGAUGACAGCCCAGGAAGUAAGUACUAUGGUUCGUCACAAACUCGGAGUGAUUAUUUUCGUUAUCUGUAACGAUGGUUACACAAUCGAACGCAUGAUUCAUGGCUGGGACAAGAGCUAUAAUGAUAUUCAACCUUGGGAUUUUAAGCUUUUACCAUCCGUGUUUAAGCCAGACCCAGACACAGUGCGGACAUAUUGUGUUCACACUGAAGCGGAACUCGAAGAUGUGCUCACAGACGCCCAGUUUGGGCCUGCCAAAAAUUUCGAGGGUCAAGAGUACACACCAUUGCGUCUGGUGGAGAUUCAUAUGGCCAAGGAGGAUGCUCCGCGGUCAAUGCAUAAUAUCAUUGAUGCCAUAUGUCGACAGAAAAAGUGA
Molecule: messenger RNA, 1788 nt
Organism: Penicillium cosmopolitanum
Lineage: Eukaryota; Fungi; Ascomycota; Eurotiomycetes; Eurotiales; Aspergillaceae
Product: alpha-keto acid decarboxylase family protein
Exons: 3
Coding region: 1-1788 (595 amino acids)
Molecular function (GO): carboxy-lyase activity; thiamine pyrophosphate binding; magnesium ion binding
Source: RefSeq, a predicted model, not a curated record